Molecule: messenger RNA, 2163 nt
Organism: Bactrocera oleae (olive fruit fly)
Lineage: Eukaryota; Metazoa; Arthropoda; Insecta; Diptera; Tephritidae
Gene: Sh3beta
Product: SH3 domain binding glutamate rich protein Sh3beta
Cellular component (GO): cytoplasm
Source: RefSeq, a predicted model, not a curated record
AUAAAUUUCCAACAGCUGGUGAAUAGUGUUGUUAACACUUCUGUGAAUUACCUUUGUGUGAAAGGGCUAAAAAUGUAGAAUUAAAAGAAAUAGGUACUUCUCACUAUUAAUUUGCAUUAAAUAUUUAAGUAUUAAAAAAAAACAUUGCUUAUAUCGUUAUAAUUAAAAUAAAGGAAAACACAUAAGUUGGCUUUUUGGAAUUGAAUUCAACAAACGUGUCGAAAGUAGUCAGGCAGGCAGCAACACAGAGUCGCAGUCGAGUUAUAGCAACGAAAGUAACAACGGGAGCGGCAAGAGCAACGGCAACAGUGACGAAAAUAAAGAAAAGUGGACAUCGAGGAAAUUAAAAAAUUUCUAAAAAUAUUUGCAAUUAUUUAAAUCGGUAUACAAUCCAAAGUUAAAAAUGGUCCUAAAGGUUUAUGUAAGCGGAAUGUCCGGAAAUAAAGAGGUCAAAAAACGCCAGCAACGUGUUUUGAUGAUUUUAGACAGCAAGAAUAUCAAGUACGAUACUGUGGACAUAACAGAACCAGGCAAAGAAAGCGAAAAAGAGUUGAUGCAAACAAAGUCGACCAGCAAUGGUGCGACAGUAAGUGACCCAGAUCCAAGACAUCCACUGCCACCACAAAUAUUUAACCAGGAAGAAUAUUGCGGGGAUUAUGAUGCCUUCGAUUUGGCCAAUGAAAUAGAUACAUUGGAGCAGUUCUUGAAGCUGGCACCGGCCGAUACGACAGCCGUUUCUAGUGCUCAGCUGGAGUUGAAGCAAGAAAAUGGCGAAGUAAAAGCAGUAGAUGACGAAAACAAGGAGAAUGUGGGAGAGAAAGCUGAAAGUGAAGAUGCCGGUAAAGCGGCUGACGACAGUCAAGCCGUUGCCGAUGCUGGGGAAAGUGCAAACGGUGAUGGCGAUACCAAGAAUGCUGAGGUGGAACAAAAUGAAGAAAAGAAAGACAAAUCCGAAACGGCCGAAGCCGAUACAGAAGGGGACAAAUCCAUAGGAGAGAUUGCAAAAGAAGAAGAAGUGACUGAGGAGCAGUCAAACAGUGACGAUACAAAACCAAAUAAUGGAGCAGACGAUCCGAACGAGACGCAAAAAACGGAAACUAAACCCGACGACGAAGAAAAAAGCGAAAAUGCUGAAGACACAGCUGAAACGGAAGUUGCGAAAGAUAAAUCCAGUGAAGAAACGGAAGAUAAAACGGAUAUUAAAUCGGAAGCCGAAGACAAUGCAACGGAGGAAGUCAAGAAAGAAGAAAGUCUCACAGAAGCAGAAAAUACGGCGGUGGAAACAGAUUCUUUGAAAGAGGAUAAGGAGAAAGACACGCAAAAAGAUGAAAUCGCAAAAUUAGAAACAGAGAACGCAGCUACCAAUAAUGACAAAGAUGAAGAAGUCGAGCCAGUUGCUGGAAAAGAAGAAGAAAAUGCUGAAGACAAGGAGAAGGAUGAUGUGGAUAAAAGUAAAAAAGAAAACGAAGAAACAGAUAAUACCGGCAAUGAUGGUGCUGGGAAUGUUGAAGACACAAAUGAAGUUGCUGAAAAAGAGAGUGAAAAGACAGCAGAAGAUAAAAAGGAAAAUGUUGUAGAAUCUAAUAACGAUGAUAAUGAGAAUGCAAGUGAAGAGAACGUAACGAGCGAAGAAGAAGAUGAGGAAGAAGAAUCAAGCACAGUGGAAGAAGUUAUUGAUAAGGAAAAAGAUACCGCAUCAAAUAAAGAUGACAUAAGGGAAGAGAUUGCUAGCAACGAUCACGAUGAUAUUGAAUAGUGAUAAUAACAUUAAAAUUAAGAGAAACCUCUUCCGCGAUCGACUGCUUAGGUUUUGGUUAUAAUACACAUACAUUAAUUAACUUUUCUUUAUUAAAUACACCGUCCUUAAUUUCUCACAUUAAAAUGGUUUUGAAGUUAUCCCCAAGCACUUCAUUAGUCAUUAUUUGUAAAUUUGAUCAUGAAUCACCAAAAGGCACUGAACGUAGUAAACACAAGACAACAUACUCCUUUAUAAAGUAAGCGACAAUGAAAGGGUCACACAAACCAGUCGGCGGAAUAAUGUCACCCAUGCCAAAGUGGAAGACUUACUUGAGAGCGAGAAACGUGCAGCUGCGAAUUAAAUAAAUUCACUGUUAUACAUAUACAUUCAUCAGUCAAUAAAUAUUGAAUUUUAAGUUGAAGAAA